AUGACGGAUAAAGAUAACGUGGCAGUGGCAACGCCGGAGGAUCCAACUCGUCCCUACGUGUGUACUGUUUGUAACAAGGCCUUCCACAGACUGGAACAUCAGACCCGACACAUGAGAAUUCACACAGGCGAGAAGCCUUUCCAGUGUACUUUUUGUUCGAAGAAGUUUAGCAGAUCUGACGAGCUCACAAGACACACGCGGAUUCACUCGAACACCAGAGUGAGAAAGAGUGGUAAGUCAUCGCAGUACCAAGUGGUCAAUCAGCCAGUGACUUACUAUGUCCAACCUAUGGCACAGGCUAUGCAACAACAGCCACCACCACCACCACCACCACUACAACCACAACCACAGCAACAACAAUUUCUACCACAGUCACAACCACAACCAACAAUACCAACAGCACAGCAGAUUAGCGCUCCUCAGCAGCUGCCAUUCUCUUCAUCAUCCUCACAAUUACAGUCCCCACAGAGUGGAUACUUCACACCAGUGGGCACGUUACCACAACAAGGCCAAUUUGCUGUUCCACCACCCUCACUGUUCCAAGGCGCUAACAAGCAGGUGAUAUUACCAAACAUCCAAUCUCCACCAAAGAUUUUGAAGUCGACUUCAUCCACGUCGUUUCAAACAUCCUCGUUGUUUUCAUCUCCAAACAACUCUUCUACCAAUCUGAGUGCCUUGUCUUCAAAGUCAAACUCUUCAACUUCGCUCUACUCAUUGGGCCAUCAACAGCACAAUCCCUUGAACGCACUGUCUAAUUUGAAACGUAUGACUCCAAUAGUGGCGCCUGUGGGCCAAGUUCCAUCCUCUUUAAGAACUUCUCACUCUUUGACGACACUCUCCUCUCUACAAGAUUGUUCAAUGACAACAAUGGACCACAUUCACAAGAAAUCAAGACCAAAUUCACCACCGAUGUUCCAUCUACAAGAGACUCCAUUGUCUACACCUUUACAGAGUCCAAAGUUAAGUGCUGCAACACCUCAGGUUACACUUCCAAGUAUUAGAAGUUUAGACUUGCCAGGCGUGGACCAUAGGGGCUGA
This is a messenger RNA of Williopsis jadinii, 1038 nucleotides long. Its product is annotated as C2H2-type zinc finger protein. Gene Ontology annotation, cellular component: nucleus; cytoplasm. Gene Ontology annotation, molecular function: RNA polymerase II cis-regulatory region sequence-specific DNA binding. Lineage: Eukaryota; Fungi; Ascomycota; Saccharomycetes; Phaffomycetales; Wickerhamomycetaceae. The transcript has a single exon. The record is from RefSeq and is a predicted model, not a curated record. The coding region runs from base 1 to 1038 and encodes 345 amino acids.